This is a messenger RNA of Cimex lectularius (bed bug), 2713 nucleotides long. Its product is annotated as basic proline-rich protein-like. The transcript has 2 exons. The record is from RefSeq and is a predicted model, not a curated record. Lineage: Eukaryota; Metazoa; Arthropoda; Insecta; Hemiptera; Cimicidae. Bases 93 to 1559 code for a protein of 488 amino acids.
ACAAGUAAUGUGGAUCAAAUGAGCGAAGGGAUUUUAUUUGUGUAUAUAUACCACGAGUGAACAUCACUCAGUCAGUUGUCCAACGGGCAGGAAUGAGAUUGGUGUGGCUGUUGGCUGUGCUGGCCCUUUGCACAGGGACGCCAGUAGUAAAAAGACAAUCGCUCAAUAAUGUCCAUGCAGAAUUACUGGCAUUCGAUCUAUCAAAAUCUGAAUUUUAUAAUGAUGCUAAUUUAGAAAACAAAGCUACAAAGUCAGACGAACGAACCUAUUCGACAACAGAUUUUCCUGUUCUGCAAGAACAGUCUGAAGCUGAAACGAAGAAUGCGAAUUCCAACAACCCAUCAUUUCCGUCAGCUAAAGAUGAACGUGACUUUGAAGAGCAAGAAGAAAAUGAAAAUCCGUCUUCUACGGCUCUACCUCUUCCUCAAGCUACAGCUAAAAUUGAUUUUAAACAGGAAGAAGUAAAAUAUGAACCUUAUCCUCCAUCAGCACCAGAUUCAGUAGAAGAACCAACUGAUCUUCAUUCUGCACCGUAUCCACCUGCUUUAUCGGCACCACCGUCUCCGGUUUUACCUCUUCUGCCGCCCUCUCCUCCUCCUCCACCUCCGCCACCUCCACCAUCAACACCUUUGCCGCAACCACCUACGUCUCUCCCAGUAUCAGUUUACAUACCGCCACUAUCAUCAUUUGCAUCAUAUCUUCCUACAUUACCAGCACCUCCAUCACUGCCACCUCCUUCUGCUCCAGCACUAGUUUAUGGACGGCCAGUAUUCAAAGUUGAAUUUGCGCCAUACCCGCUUUCAUUACCAGCAACUCCGCCUUCACCUCCAACACAACCACUUCCAGCACGAGCGUAUGGACCGCCAGUUGUCAAAGUUGUAGAACUUGCACCAUAUCCCCCUACAUUACCAGCACCUCCACCUCCUCCAGCACCUCCUCCACCACCUCCACCGCCAUCACCACCGCCACCCCCACAACCACUUCCAGCACCAGUGUAUGGACCGCCUGAGUUACCAGCUCCUCCGUCUCCUCCACCCCCACCUCCUCCACCACCUCCGCCACCUCCGCCACCUCCACCACCUCCACCACCACCACCACCACAACCACUUCCAGAGCCAGUGUAUGGACCACCAGUUGAAAAAGUUGUUGAUCUUGCGCCAUACCCGCCUGCGUUACCAGCUCCUCCCCCUCCACCACCUCCGCCUCCACCUCCACCUCCUCCACCACCGCCACCACCGCCACCUCCACCACCACCUCCUCCUCCUCCACCACCACAACCACUUCCAGCACCAGUGUAUGGACCACCACUUGAUAAAGUUGUUGAUCUUGCGCCAUACCCGCCUGCGUUACCAGCUCCUCCGCCUCCUCCACCCCCACCUCCACCACCACCUCCGCCACCUCCACCACCAUCUCCUCCUCCUCCUCCUCCACCACAACCGCAACCACUUCCAGCGCCAGUGUAUGGACCACCAGUUGACAAAGUUGUUGAUCUUGCGCCAUAUCCGCCUGCGUUACCAGCACCUCCUCCACCUCCAGCUCCAGUUUACGGACCACUAUAGUAAAUGUGAUAAUGAAAAAUAUUCUCCUUCAUUAGCUCCAAUACUUAAUGAUUUUUAUGAUUAUUCUGAGCUUCCAGGUUUUUUUAUUACACAGUUUAUGGUAGCCCUGGGAAACGAAUGAUUAAUUUGUAAACAUUUACAAUAAAUUUUGCUGUAAUUAUUAAAACAGUUUUAUUUCAAAAAACCAGUAAGACCUCAAAUAAAUGUUUGUUACUAAGAAUAAUUCUAACGUCUCUAAUGGUGUUGUUUUAAACAUUUUUCUUUGAUAAAAACCAUUCAGAAUUGAAAUUAAAGAAAUUAUUUUUUAAAUAACUAUUACUGUUUUCUAUUUGAAUUAUAAAUAUAAUAUGACUUUGAUGGCUGGAACGGCUCAAAAAUCAUUAAUAGAAUCAACAUCAAGCAAGAUUCAACUAUAUUCCACAUGCCCUUCUUUAUAUAAUAAAAUUACAGUGGUCUAAUAGAUUCAAAUUAACCAAUGCACAAUAUUAAGACUGAAACACUAAAAUUGAAUUUGAGGAAACUGUACAUCAAGGUGAAUCAAAGUGCUCGCCUAGAUUAAAGCGGUCUAUGAUGUUAAUAACAGCUGAACAUGACUGACGUGACAAAGCAGACGUUCAGACCUAAAUUGCGCCAAUUUACUUUGAUUAAUACCACAGUUUGGAUCCAAUUUCGGAAGCUAAGUCAAAAUCGUCAUCCUUGCAAAAUAAAAUUUUAAAUAUUUCGAAAAUGAACAGUUUUGACUUCCAUUAUUUUUAAUUUUGUGGAAACUACGUUUAAAUCUAGAGUUCUUGAUUAGAGGUACAGUUUCAAGUUGAGCCCAAAAGCCCUGUGGCGUCAUGGUUUGUUUGUUUAUCAUAAACUCCAAUUUCGCUGUGUUUUUAUUAAUUAACUAGAAUAACAUAGAUUUCACAUUGGCGGCAACGGCUGUUGUUGACGUAUCCAGUACAAUAGCGAAACUACAACAUUGUGCUUGGGCCAGAUAUUGAGACAAUCGGUGCAAUUUCAGACUGGUAUUAUUUGAACGUUCAAUACCCUGACGCAUUAACCACACACAAUUAUACGUUUUAUUAUUGACAUAAUUGAUAUUCGCUCAUAAAUAAAUGUUAUUCUGUAUAACAAUAUAUUGUUCUCUUUUACAGUUUGAUAAUAAGCUU